AUGUUACCACAGUGGAGACCUCUCACCCUCAGCCUAGCAGGCAUUCUCGUAAGCCAGGUAUGGCUCGCCUCCAGCCAGGAAGUCGGGCCCUUCGACCCAUCGACGGCACCCAUCCCACCGAUGCUGCGCUUCCAAUGCUCGCAGCUGGUGGUCGAGCGCCUCGACCCGCUCGUCACGCCGGGGUCGAUCCCCUCGCCGCACCUGCACCAGAUCGUGGGCGGCAACUCGUUCAACGCGUCGAUGGACCCGGCGACGCACGACCUCGUCGCCCAAUCCUCCUGUACAAGCUGCACCUUCACCGAGGACUUCUCCAACUACUGGACGGCGGUGCUCUACUUCCGCGCGCGCAACGGCACCUACAAGCGCGUCGCGCAGAAGCCCAACGACGGGCUGCGCGGCAACGGCGGCAUCACCGUCUACUACAUCCCGCCGCUGGGGAAGAACAAGACGACCGCCUUCCGGCCGGGCUUCCGCAUGCUGGUCGGUGACGCGGCACUUCGCGGGAACCCCACGGGCGGGAGGAAGUACGAUCCGAAAGUGUGUCACCGGUGCAUGCCGACAAAGGGCGACAACAACAACUUGAACUGUGCGGCGCCGGAUAGCAUCACCCUCCCUAAGAAGUUCUGCUCCGGUGGGAUCAGGAGUGUGAUCACCUUCCCGACGUGCUGGGACGGCGUGAACCUGGAUUCGCCGGACCACAAGAGCCACAUGGCCUAUCCCGUCGAGGGCACGCAGUGGAACAUGACGGAUUUUGAUGGCGGCGUGUGUCCGGACAGCCAUCCCGUACGGGUGCCGCAGGUCAUGUACGAGGUCAUUUGGGAUACCACGCCGUUCAAUGACCCCGACUUGUGGCCCGAGGAUAAGAACGAGCAGCCGUUUGUUUGGAGUACUGGGGAUGAAAACGGAUACUCCCAGCAUGGCGAUUAUGUAUUCGGGUGGAAGGACGACGCCCUCCAGCGGGCGAUGGACAACCGCUGCUUUGGCGACGUCUGCGAGAGCUUGACAACUCAGACCCCCGAGAAGGCCGCCGAGUGUGUCAAGAGCAGAACCGUGGAGGAGGAGAUAGAUGGAUGGCUGACGGAACUUCCGGGCAUGGCGGGUAUGAGGAAGUGA
Chaetomium strumarium is the source of this 1113-nucleotide messenger RNA. RefSeq lists its product as uncharacterized. The transcript has 3 exons. Lineage: Eukaryota; Fungi; Ascomycota; Sordariomycetes; Sordariales; Chaetomiaceae. Bases 1 to 1113 code for a protein of 370 amino acids. The record is from RefSeq and is a predicted model, not a curated record.